Molecule: messenger RNA, 942 nt
Organism: Eufriesea mexicana
Lineage: Eukaryota; Metazoa; Arthropoda; Insecta; Hymenoptera; Apidae
Gene: Xpac
Product: DNA repair protein complementing XP-A cells homolog Xpac
Exons: 6
Coding region: 111-935 (274 amino acids)
Biological process (GO): UV-damage excision repair; nucleotide-excision repair involved in interstrand cross-link repair; base-excision repair
Cellular component (GO): nucleotide-excision repair factor 1 complex
Molecular function (GO): damaged DNA binding
Source: RefSeq, a predicted model, not a curated record
GUUAAGACUAAAAUCGAGUAUUGGAAAUCAAAUUAGAUUGAUGCCUGUUUGAUUUAAAAGAAAUUCUGCGCCUAAAAAUAAUAAUUAAAAAUAUAAAUACUAAUAUAAAAAUGUCUACUACAUUGGAAGUCAAUGAUCCAUCUGAAGAUAAAGAAAUAGUAAACAAUUCUCAGCAUUUUAAGGAACGUGCAGAACGAAAUCGUCAAAAAGCAUUACUUUUAAAAAAAUCUAAAAUAGUUUCUCAUCCAUAUAUAAGGAGUGAAAAUGGAGAUUCAAUAAAAGGAUCAUUUUCAAAAACUCAAGGGCAACGAGUCAUAGAUAGUGGAGGUGGUUUUCUUAUAGAAGAAAAUGAUGAUAUAGAAGAACAAAUGUUACAAAUAACAUCAGAACCUGCUCCAAUUAUUAUUAAUUUACCUCACUGUGAUGAAUGUAAAGAGGAAUUUAAAGAUUCAUAUCUUUUACAGACAUUUGAUGUUCUUGUAUGUGAUAAAUGCAGAGAUCCGAAGGACAAACACUCUUUAAUUACAAAAACAGAAGCAAAGCAAGAAUAUUUAUUAAAAGACUGUGAUUUUGAUAAAAGAGAACCUCCAUUAAAAUGUAUUACUAAAAAAAAUCCUCACAAUGUAAAUUGGGGUGAAAUGAAACUAUAUUUGCAUUUACAAAUAGAACAAAGAGCUUUGGAGGUAUGGGGUUCAGAAGAAAAUCUAUUAAAGGAAAAAGAGUUACGUGAUGUUAGAAGGGAAGGAACUAAAAUUAAAAAAUUUAAUAAGAAGAUUAAGCAAUUAAGAAUGCAAGUUAGAAGUUCAUUGUAUGAUAAAACAUCAAAGGCAUCUCAUACACACGAGUUUGGAGAAGAUACAUAUAGUAAACAUGAUGAUACAUAUACACACACCUGUAUUACUUGUGGGUAUGAAGAAACAUAUGAAAAAAUGUAAAUUUUUA